AUGGGUCUUCUAACAAAAGGGAGCCCGUUAAGCUGGAGCGAAACUGUCCCAUACGUCGAAUACAUUAAGAAACACGGAAUCGCUCAAUUCAUCAACCUUUAUCACCGUUUAAAGAGCCGUCAGGGAGAUCAACUGAAGUGGGGGGAUGAGAUCGAGUACACGAUUGUCAAGUUUGACCAUGAUGGCAAAAAGGUUCGUGUGUCACUCCGCGCGGAAGAGCUUCUGGGACGUCUUUCUGCUGAAGAAGAAGUGAACAAUCUUGUCGGAACGGCAAACAAGUUCUUGUGGAGACCGGAGUUUGCCGCUUAUAUGGUUGAGGGCACGCCCGGGGUUCCUUAUGGAGGUCUUCUCGCCUGCUUUAACGUAGUAGAGGCGAAUAUGAAAAUGCGACGUGCAGCGAUCAAUGGGCUUUUAAAGAAGGAUGAGAGCGUGUUAUCGAUCUCAUUUCCGGCUCUCGGGACCGCCGACUUCACUUUUCCUUCAGCACAAUGUACGCCAGAUGAUGAGCAAGGUGCCGGUAGAAGUCUCUUCUUCCCAGAUGACGCUAUUUACAACGGACAUCCAAGAUUUAAAAAUCUUGUUCGCAAUAUCCGGGGUCGACGAGGUGAAAAAGUGGCGAUCAAUGUGCCCAUCUACAAGGACGAGAAAACAAAUGCGCCAUUCCAGGAAAACUUGGCCCAUGUGAAAGAGGAACACAAGAUGCGCGCUUUGGACGAUCACAUCUACAUGGAUCAUAUGGGUUUCGGGAUGGGUUGCUGCUGUCUUCAGGUGACAUUCCAAGCAGUGAACGUGGAUGAGGCUCGCUGGCUCUACGAUCAACUCACGCCCAUCACUCCUGUUUUGUUGGCUCUCUCUGCUGCAACACCAAUCUUCAAAGGUUUUCUUGCCGACGUUGAUUCACGCUGGGACAUUAUUAGUGCGAGUGUUGACGAUCGUACCGCUGAAGAGCGUGGGUUGAUCCCGUUAGAGAACAGUAAAUGGCGUAUCGAAAAGUCAAGAUAUGACACGACGGAUUGCUACAUCUAUGCUUGCUCGGCCGCUUACAACGACAUACCACUUCAAUAUGACGAGGAGAUCUAUCAGCAACUUCUCGAGGGCCAAAUUGAUGAACAUCUUUCAAAACACAUUGCUCACAUGUUUAUCAGAGAUCCACUACAGGUGUUCCGUGAACGAAUUGAGCAAGAUGAUACGAAAAGCUCCGAACAUUUCGAAACGAUUCAAAGCAGCAACUGGAUGAACAUGAGAUUCAAGCCCCCACCACCGGAUGCACCUGAAAUCGGUUGGCGAGUCGAAUUUCGACCUACUGAAGUUCAACUGACCGACUUCGAGAACGCUGCCUAUUGCUGCUUUGUCGUUUUAUUGACGAGAGUCAUCAUUUCUUUCCGUUUGACUUAUCUACUGCCAAUUUCGAUGAUUGGUGAGAACAUGAAACGAGCACAAAAAAGAGAUGCGGUCACUCAGCAAAAGUUCUUCUUCCGAAAAGGUCUUUCCACUUGUCGCCAGCCGCCAGAGGAGUUUGCUGGUGGAGAAACGAAAUGCACAGGAGGACAACCACGCAGUGAAGACAUUGCCGAGAUGAGCAUUCAUGAAAUUGUCAAUGGCAAAGAUGAAGAAUGGCCUGGUCUGAUCCCGCUCAUCAAACAGUAUCUUGAUUCGGCUGAUGUUGAUGUGGAUACGCGAUGCACGAUUUCACAAUAUCUCAAUUUCAUUUCGAAGCGUGCCUCUGGAGAAAUCUGGACUUUGGCUCACUGGACUCGAGAUUUCGUGCACUCUCAUUCUGCCUACAAGAAAGACAGCUGUGUGCCCGAUGAGACGAUUUACGACUUGCUUUCCUUGAUGAGUGACAUUUCUUCGGGACAGAAGCACUGUGAGCGUCUACUUGGUACCUAUCGCUCAAAGACCGAUCAAUUGAUUCCAUCAGCCGUUCGUCGAGCCGAGGAAAGCCUUGUGAUGAGCAAGCAGAAGCGUUUACAU
Molecule: messenger RNA, 1974 nt
Organism: Mesorhabditis belari
Lineage: Eukaryota; Metazoa; Nematoda; Chromadorea; Rhabditida; Rhabditidae
Source: the annotation of a GenBank genome assembly